This is a messenger RNA of Triticum dicoccoides, 1758 nucleotides long. RefSeq names its product glucan endo-1,3-beta-glucosidase-like. The record is from RefSeq and is a predicted model, not a curated record. Gene Ontology annotation, biological process: carbohydrate metabolic process. Gene Ontology annotation, molecular function: hydrolase activity, hydrolyzing O-glycosyl compounds. Bases 12 to 1400 code for a protein of 462 amino acids. The transcript has 3 exons. Lineage: Eukaryota; Viridiplantae; Streptophyta; Magnoliopsida; Poales; Poaceae.
AGCCGACGACGAUGCACGCGCCGAUGUUGAUCCUCCUGCUGUCGUCGAUCGCCGCGGCGGACGCGGCCGGCAUAGGCGUCACCUACGGCAGGCGGGCGACGAGCCUCCCGCCGCCGGCCGACGUCGCGCGGUUCCUCGCCCGCGGCACCGUCCUCGACCGCGUGAGGCUCCUGAACGCCGACCCGCUCGCCCUGCGUGCCUUCGCCGGCAUGGGCCUCGCCGUGGACGUGACCGUCCCGAACGCCCUCGUGCCGCGCAUCGCCGACAGCGUCGCCUUCGCUCGGCAGUGGGUGCGCGACAGCGUCGCGCCCCACGCGGCGGCCGGGACCAACGUGUCGCGGAUCCUCGUGGGCCGCGACCUCAUCUCGCAGGCCAACCGGACGCUGCUGCUCUGCCUCGUGCCGGCCAUGCAGAACCUGCACACGGCGCUGCUCGCCACGUCGCUUCACCGGCAGAUCAAGGUCUCCGCCGCGCACUCCCUCGGCGUCCUGGCCGUGUCCACGCCGCCGUCCGCCGCGCGGUUCCGCGAGGGGUACGACGCCGCCGUCGUCAAGCCGCUCCUCGCCUUCCUGCGCGCCACGGGCGCGCCGUUCAUGGUGAACGCGUACCCGUUCUACGGCCUCACCAGCGACGCGGAGCUCGACUUCGCGCUGUUCAGGGUGAGCGCCGAGGGCGUUACGGACGCCGGCACCGGGCUAGUGUACACCAACGCGCUGGACGCGCAGCUCGACGCCGUGCACUCGGCGAUGAAGCGGCUCGGCUUCGGCGACGUCGACGUCGUCGUGGCCGAGACCGGGUGGCCGUGGGCCGGGGAGGACUGGGAGGUCGGCGCGGGCGCGGACCACGCUGGGGACUACAACAGGAACGCCAUCCGCCACCUCGGGUCCGGCGUGGGCACCCCGCUCAUGCCGAACCGCACAUUCGAAGUCUCCAUCUUCUCCCUCUUCGACGAGAACCUGAAGCCCGGCCCGAUGUCCGAGCAUCACUUCGGCCUGUACCACGCCGACAUGACGCCGAUCUACGACGCCGGCAUCCUCACCGCUCCGGAGUCCGUUGGGCCGGUGAGCGCCAAGGUAACACCGGCGGCGCCGGCGCCAGCGCCGGCGCCAGACGCGGGAGCGGCGGACUCGGGCGGGCGGCAGUGGUGCGUGCCGACGCCAGCGGCGGACGCGGCGGUGCUGCAGGAGAACAUCGACUUCGUGUGCGGAGGGGGCAUGGACUGUGGUCCGAUACGGCCGGGCGGGCGCUGCUACGAGCCGGACACGGUGCAGGCCCACGCGGCGUACGCCAUGAACCUCUAUUUUCGGAGCAACGGGCAGCACGCGUUCGACUGCGAUUUCGGUCGCACCGGCGUCGUUACCACUGUUGACCCAAGUUUUGGAAGUUGCAACUUUACAUAAGGAGGCCGGUCGCAGAUACUUCAAUACAUACACAUAUGAUAUAUAAGUACAUGGGUAUUUUAUUGUACUCCCUCCUCCGUUCCUAAAUAUAAGUCUUUGUAGAGAUUCCAUUAUUCCACUAUAAACCAUAUAUGGAUGUAUAUAGAUGCAUUUUAGAGUGUAGAUUUACUCACUUUGCUCCGUAUGUAGUCCAUAGUGGAAUCUCUACAAAGACUUAUAUUUAGAAACGGAGGGAGUAUAUGCGUAUAAGUCGUCCGACGUAGCCGUGGCGUAUAGCCAGGACGUACACAAUAUUGAUGUACAUACUGUUGCUGCCAAAACCAAAUCAGCUAAAGGAUACAUGGCCUUCGUCCUUCCA